Molecule: messenger RNA, 2601 nt
Organism: Fusarium keratoplasticum
Lineage: Eukaryota; Fungi; Ascomycota; Sordariomycetes; Hypocreales; Nectriaceae
Exons: 1
Coding region: 1-2601 (866 amino acids)
Source: RefSeq, a predicted model, not a curated record
AUGGCAUAUCAUGAUGAAGCGGGCAGAGAGCCCUAUGCGUCCUACGACUCCUACCAGGGCAUCACGCGGAGACCCGCGACGAACCAACCUCACCUCAGCCAUCGCGUCUCGGCCAUGACCGUCUAUGCCGACGACAAUCCCUAUGAUCAGCCUCAGCUCCACGGUCGCGAAUCCAUGGUCUCGCUCGACUCCUUUGCUGGAAACCCAAGCCCUCCCGAGCAAGAAUAUGGAGGCCACUCAUACUCCCCGGGAUCUGGAUGGUCCGCCUCGUUCGGCUACAACGGGGCCGGGGGCUCGUAUGCGCCCGUCUCGGCUGCUGGUCCCCCGCCCUCGAGAUUUCCUUCCAAGGCCAAGCGAAUGCCCAGCUAUGGCUCUGCACUGGGACAUCCCAUCCCCGAGGAGACGCACGAUGAGGCGUACGACCUGUCGCUGCUCCAGAGUGCAGCUCCCAUGGGCACGUCGGCCCGCUACGACCCGAUCGCUGAGGAGGACGACGUUUCACCUGGUUUCGACUUGACGGCCGCCCUGGGGCCCAUGACCUCUCACGAUGAGGAAUUUAUGAAGAAAUUGCAGGCCAAGGAGGCCAGCGGAACAUUGACCGGAGGAUUGGGUCAGGGCAUCCAGCCCGACAUCAAAGUGCGAGAUGCUGAUCUCUUGUCCUCGCCCACCAUGGUCCAGCGCAGUAUUUCGCGCUCAUUUUCACGGCGCAUCGGGUCUGGUCGAGCUGAGGAGAUUCGACAGAGAGGGCAGGAUGAGGCCAACCGAAAGGGCGAGGUUAUCGAGGUCAUCUUGGAGGAGGAGGGGCCAGGAGCCGAUCUGAGCAGCAUGGAGGGACUCAACACCCUGGCCAAUGAGGAUGACAUGCGCCGUUCGACGUUCCCGGUCAAGAAGGAGACCAAGACUGAGAUCUUCUAUCCCCAACCAAAUUGGAAGCCCAUUUCCAUGCGCUGGCCAUAUCUCCUGCUGCUCAUCGUGCUCUCAAUCGCACUGGCAGUUCUCCAGGAGGUCCUCUUUCAAAACUUUGGCAAGACGCCCAUUAUCAAGUUCAAGUCACCAAACGACCUGGACGCUUGGCUUUACUUCGCCGUCAAGUUCCUGCCGACCCUGUGUGCUGUCGCAUACGGCGUCUUCUGGCAGUUUACCGAUUUUGAAGUCCGCCGUCUGGAGGCCUUUUACCAGCUGUCCAAGCCCGAGGGAGCCUUGGCUUCCAAGUCGAUCAAUGCCGACUAUGUCACCAGUUUCAGCUUCUGGAGGCCAUUCCGCGCGCUUAGACUGGGCCACUAUGCGGUGGCACUAUCAUCAAUUGCCUCGACCUUUGCCGUGUCGCUGGUGCCCACCUUUGCUGCUGCUUCUAUCGUGUUAAGACCGGAUCGUAGCCAGCGCAUGGAUCGUCCAGAUGAGCCCAAGGAGAUUUUCGUUCAUGAAAUCUGGUCCCGGCUUCUGACAGGAACCCUGGCUGUUAACGCGGUUCUUGGGUGUGGUCUGCUGUUCGUGUUGCAGUCACGACGGUCAGGUCUGCUGUCUGAUGUGAGAGGUAUCGCUGGUCUCGCAGGCAUGGCUGUCGUGAGCCAUAUCCUGAUGGAUUUCAAGGACAUGGACACGGCCAAGCACAAGGAUAUUCACCAUAAACUGAAGCGCCGUCGAUAUAUGCUCAGGAACUCGUCUCUUGCGCCGUACGAGGGAAGUAGCGCCAAGUUGGAGGUUGACCGUGAGCAAGACGAUGGCGCACAUCUUUCUGAGCACCCACACCCAGUGAUGCUGCGGCCGAUCGGAAGCAUCCCCUUCAUCAUUGGAUUGCUACUCUUUGCAGGCUUCAUUCCGACCUUCCUCUUUACUCCUGCACGCAUUGUCACGGACAAGGCUGCUUGGGCGGUGACGGCUCUUGCUGUCAUGCUCAAGAUGAGCUGGGGCGCCAUGGAGACGGCGGUGCGCAUGAUGGAACCCUACUACAUCCUCUCGAAGCGCCGCGCCCACUCAAAGACGCUCACGCUCGACUACACGGCCUUGCCCUUUGCUUACAUGCCUCUGCGCGCUCUCCUGAACGGCCACUUUCUGGUCUUUAUGGUCGGAUUCGGAACCGUCAUGGCCGAGUUCUUGACUAUUUUGGUGACAAGUCUUGCUACAGUGGAUGGACAGGACUUUAUCGUGGGGUACAAGGGAAUAAAUGACCUUGUCAAGGGCCACUCGAAACAGGAAGAAGAAGACGGGCUCAAUUCUGGUCAGGAGACUGUACGGUCAUUCUACAUGACCCUCGGACUCACCCUCUUUAUGCUGCUCUACAUGUUUGUCGUGGCAACUAUGGUCUUCUUCCGGCGACGACAUCCCUUCCUGCCACGACAGCCCAACACGAUCGCAUCAAUUCUUGCCUUUAUUCACCAGAGCAAGAUGUUGUACAACUUUGUGGGGACGGCCAAGCUCAACAACACGCAGAUGGCAAAGAAGCUAGACGAUGGCAAGACAUAUGGUCUGGGCUGGUUCACUGGACGUGAUGGACAGACGCAUUGCGGUGUGGAUCAGGAGGACCUGACGAGCUCAUACAAGCACGGCGUGGACUACACGACCAUGAACAACCCGUGGAACGCUCAAUGGGAUGUGCUAUAG